GACGCUCACAACUCCGGCUCAGGGAUUGGAAGCGGGGCGCAAGAGCCCAUCUCCAAAGAGGAGGUUUCGCCGCCCGCCGCCAGCCCUUUAAACAAAGGCUUGGAGGGUUUGCUCAGCGAGCGCCUCUGCCUGCUUCUCUGUUUUUGAGGAUAAUCUGUGCGUUUUUGGAAGGCGCAAAUAGUUUUGUUUUUGUUUGUUUUGGGGGUCCAGCUCCAAAGCGUCACCGAAACAACAUGGAACAGAUCUGUGUAUUGCAUCGCCGGGCGGCAGGAAGCUUCUAACUCGGACCUACAGCCUGACUGGAUCUGGAAGUAGUCAGUGGCGCUGAUCACCCCACCUUGGGAAGGUGGUCUUUGCUGUCCUGCAGAAACCAAAAAGGAGAAUGGCACCCAUCACACCUGUGUGGCAACAAGCAUUCAAUCAAUAUCACUGGAAUAUGCUCCUUAAGGCGAGCAGGGCUUCCUGACUUUCAUUGCAUGGAUUCCACUUAAUUUGGCUUUGCAAAGUGCAGAGCUGAAAUGGGGAAUCACAGCAACAACCACACAUGCAUGACGGAUGAUUCCUUCAAGUACAACCUCUAUGGAGCUGUCUACAGCAUGGUGUUCAUCCUUGGCUUGAUCACUAACUGUGCUUCCUUGUUCGUAUUCUGCUGCCGCAUCAAUAUGCGAUCUGAGACCACCAUUUUCAUGACCAACCUGGUGGUCUCCGACUUACUCUUCGUCUUCACUCUUCCAUUCAAGAUCUUCUACAACUUCAACAGGCACUGGCCCUUUGGAGACCUUUUGUGCAGGAUCUCAGGGACAGCCUUCCUGACCAACAUCUACGGGAGUAUGCUGUUCCUCACAUGCAUCAGUGUUGACCGCUUCCUCGCCAUCGUAUACCCGUUCCGAUCUCGCACCAUUAGGACAAGGAAGAAUACAGUGAUCGUGUGCAUGGGUGUGUGGAUUCUCGUCCUCAGUGGAGGGAUCUCAGCAUCCUUGUUCUCCACCACCAACACUUACAACACUAGUACAACAUGCUUUGAAGGCUUUUCCAAAAGCAUAUGGAAGACCUACUUGUCCAAAAUUACAAUAUUUAUUGAAGUGGUUGGCUUUCUUAUUCCCUUGCUGCUCAACCUCAUUUGUUCAUCACUGGUCCUGAGGACCCUCCGGAAACCUGCCACGCUUUCCCAGAUUGGCACCAACAAAGAGAAAGUGCUGAAGAUGAUUGUUGUACAUUUGGCCAUCUUCCUGGUGUGUUUUGUGCCUUACAACUCCAUCCUUUUCUUGUACGCCCUCGUGCGUUCUCAGGCCAUAGCAAAUUGUUUCUUGGAGAGAUUUGCGAGGACAUUCUAUCCAAUCACGCUGUGCAUCGCCACUCUGAACUGCUGCUUUGACCCUUUUAUCUACUACUUCACAUCAGAGUCUUUCCAGAAAUCUUUCUACAUAACCCCCCACCUCAAAACUGACUCUCUUUUCAAAACUGAAACUCCCUUAACAAAAAUUGCGCUACCGGUGAUGCAGGAUGAGAUGAGCGACCAAGCCAUUACAAAGGGGAGAGAGCUGACAUCAGAAUCAAAUUUCUGAGUCUGAGAUUUUUGCACUGACAGGAGGCUGAGAAUUGGACUUCAGAGGAAACUCUACAUAACUCACUGUCUGGGUGAAGGGAAUGGGGAUGAGAGUUGAGAACCACAGGGAAGCGUUUUAUAUAUGUACGCAGCCAGUUGGGUGCUCAUUCUGCCUUCGGAAACCUUCUCAUCAUAUCUUAACUCAAAUAACACUGUCAUUUUGUAUGAUUUGCUUUUGAAGCUAUGAAAUAAUAAAAUAUUUCACUUUA
Molecule: messenger RNA, 1815 nt
Organism: Podarcis raffonei (Aeolian wall lizard)
Lineage: Eukaryota; Metazoa; Chordata; Lepidosauria; Squamata; Lacertidae
Gene: LPAR4
Product: lysophosphatidic acid receptor 4
Exons: 3
Coding region: 519-1565 (348 amino acids)
Biological process (GO): phospholipase C-activating G protein-coupled receptor signaling pathway; positive regulation of Rho protein signal transduction
Cellular component (GO): membrane
Molecular function (GO): lysophosphatidic acid receptor activity
Source: RefSeq, a predicted model, not a curated record